CAACGAGACUGCUAGUCUGCGGCCGAAAAGGGGGUUGCGGCCGCCGCUACCUUGGUCCCUCUCCUCUCUCCUCUACACAUCCUGACAUCCGCCUCCGUCGCAGACUCGUCCGUGGACGGUGCUGGUGCUGCGUUCGAUCAAAGACAGAACCUCGUAACAGGUCAGGAAGCUUCGAAGCAUGGCAAUGGAGAUGAGGGCUCGGGAAUCUGUAAACAUGUCGGAGGACCUAACUGGGGCAAUCGCACCAUACGCCAUCGCCCUACAUGACGUGUUCCUCCACUCCCAUUGCUCAUCAUGCUUCAGCGAAUUACCGCCACAAUCUCCCUGUGUCAUGUCUUGCACUACAUGCUGCUCUGUUCGAUACUGCUGCUCAGAGUGCUUAAGCUCAGAUUCACUGGUGCAUUAUUCUUCUGGUGAAUGUUGCUUCUUUGUGGAGCACCUCAAGAGAGCCUCCCCUAACUAUGUUACUGAAGGAACAAGUGAUUUGCGUGCUGCACUCCGCCUUCUUUAUGCGCUUGAGAUGCACGGUCUUGUUUCAUCUGAUCAAAUCAACCGCUUCAGUAGAAUUGGUGGACUUUCAGCAAGUGGAAUUGAAGAAGCUCUGGAGGAAGGGGAACAGAUUGCUGAGAGGAUAUUGGAGGGGAGCUUAUUGAUGUCAUCUGCUAGAAAAUCAAGGGCAGAGACUUAUGUUAGCUUCUCCGAUGGGCUUAAAGUUGAGAGGAUGGCAUUAUGGGCAGUGAUUACAAAUAGUGUUGAGGUACAGCUUAGUGAAGGGAUGGCAAUGGGAAUUUCUGUGUAUGGCCCAAGUUUCUCAUGGUUCAACCAUAGCUGCUUUCCCAAUGCUUCGUACCGGUUUGUAUUGGCUCCAAAGAAUGAAGACUGUAUUUCACACAAAUCAAAAUCAUGGGCAGUCCCUGCUAGCAAAGGAGUUGCAGCUGAUGUGUGGCAUACUUGGCAGUAUGAGGAAGCAAAUUCUACCAAAGCACUCUGCAAAUAUGGUCCCAGAGUUGUUGUUCGUUGCACAAAACCAAUUAUCAAGGGAGAUGAAGUUUGCGUAACAUACAUUGAUCUUCUCCAGACCAAGGAAGCAAGGCAUUCGGAUCUGUGGUUAAAGUAUAAAUUCAUUUGUUCUUGCAAUCGUUGUAUAGCAUCACCAGAACCUUAUGUGGAUCUUAUUUUGAAUUGUGAUGCUAGGGACUUAAAUAAACCAGAGGAUGCUGUUGCAGCUCCAACAGUUGAGGAUUUGGAUGAUGACUUGCAACAAGCAAUAUCUGAAUACUCAUUGGGUGAUGAUGCCAAAGCUUGUUGUGAUAUGAUUGAAAGCAUGCUUUCUGAAAACUUAAUGAGAGAUUUGCAGAAAGGGGAACUUCGAGGGAGAAAACAUAUACUGCACCCUCUUCACCAUCUCUGUUUCACUGCUUACAUGACACUUGCCUCUGCUUACCGGUUUCGUGCCCUAAGUUUAAAAACAGGCAGUUUGCAUGGAGAAAAAAGUGAUGAUCUUUUUAGAAUGGCCAAAGCUGCAGCAGCUUAUUCAUUAGUACUUGCUGGAGCUACGAACCAUCUGUUCUUAUCUGAAUGUUCCUUUAUGAUGCCACUGUCGCAUUUUUUAAUAGGUGCUGGGCAGUCAUUGUUUUUUCUUGUUCAAUCUAUGAAGGGAGAGAUGAGGCAGUAUUUAUCUGCGGCUAAGUUCACCUUUCCUUCAUGUCCAGAAAGUUCUGCAAAACAUGAUUUAGUGAAGUAUAAUGAGUUCAGAUCAACUUGUGAAGGGUUUGGCAAACAAAUGCUAUCUUUGUCGUUUCAUUGCUGGUCAUUUCUAGUCCAAGGUUUACCCUGCCUGGAAAAGAUCAAGAAUCCUAUAGAUUUCAGUUGGCUUGGAACAUCAAUACACCAGCCUCUCCUUCCGGAGGAAAAUUAUGCCAAUCUUUCUGCACAUGAUCCUACAUCUUUCACAAAGGAACAGAAAGAGUGCAUUUUUAGUUUGGCUAUUUGUUGUGUCACCUAUUGCAAAUAUCUCACUAGUAUAUGCUAUGGCCCGCAACAUUAUCUGGCAGACCUUGCUAAAGAUAUACUUGAAGGGAUCACCAUUUUUCCAAGCGAACUGGAGAAAUAUGUAAACAAAUGAAUGGCUAAUUUCAGGCCUUGCAAUUGCUCCUUUAUCUUUAUAGUUACUCAUUUUCAGAUCAACUAUGUCAAGUUACUUAAAGGUAAGUAGGCAAUUCAGAACUCAACUGUACCUGCAAGCCUCUAACUGCAUGUUUUAUGCAGGCAACUACAAACGUUCCAACCCUUUUCACUGAGAAACAGAUGUUUGCUAUAGCAAGUUGAAUUGGUGUAUUAAUUAUCAGAAUAGUAGUGACAGGUUCUGGUGACAAAUAAUUGUAGGAAUAUGCUUUAGUAUUUUUCUUUGCUUGUAUUGCUGCUAGACGCUGCUAACCCUGACCUGACCACUAGCAAAUUAAACAUCAUUAAUGGGCUGGCCUACCUAUUCACAGUUGGGCCCUAUUUAUUUUAAGCUAGUGGUUAUGAUAAAAAACUAGAAAAAAUCCUGUUCAGAUCUUGGUUUUGGAUGCAACGUUGCACCAUGCUGCAAAACCUCUAGAUGGUAUUCAGCAUUUUGUGCUAUUUUCAUCUCAUAGCAUGGUUCUGUUAUAUGAGUGGUGCAUAGUUUCCUUGUUUUUAUGACUCUUUAAGUUUUCACAGUUAACACUGUGUUGUCCUAAUGACAUGAUUCGUAGAAUUAUGGACAUAUUUUAUUGUUGUGAAACUAUAAAAACCUGCUGAUUAAUUUGUGUUCAAAUCCUAAAUGUUUUUUUCUAAUUUGAAUUAAGUAAUUUCUUACAGCUGUAUCCACUUGUGCAUGAUGUGAGUAUCCAUUGGUCUAUUCGGGAUAUUCUUAUUUACUGAUCAACUAACAUAGAUUUGAUACUCAUAUAGAUGUGGAAACAGAGGUUGAAACGUAUUGAUGGAUCAAAAUCCUUUUUCUCUUUGCGGUCAUAUGGCAUUGCUCCAGGUCCAGUUGUCUUUUCUCGAGGAGCACAGAAAGAUCUCCACCUAGACAACAAAUGAGCUGCUUUCACCGUUUAAUG
Messenger RNA from Setaria italica (foxtail millet), 3089 nucleotides. Its product is annotated as protein SET DOMAIN GROUP 41. The record is from RefSeq and is a predicted model, not a curated record. Gene Ontology annotation, molecular function: protein binding. NCBI's taxonomy places the organism in Eukaryota, Viridiplantae, Streptophyta, Magnoliopsida, Poales, Poaceae. The transcript has 8 exons. The coding region runs from base 179 to 2125 and encodes 648 amino acids.